This is a messenger RNA of Pieris macdunnoughi, 954 nucleotides long. The record is from the annotation of a GenBank genome assembly. NCBI's taxonomy places the organism in Eukaryota, Metazoa, Arthropoda, Insecta, Lepidoptera, Pieridae.
AUGGCUGAUCAGGCAGCUUUAUUAGCACUGGUAAUAUUAUUUGGAGGUAUCAGCAUACAUUUUUCCUUGCAUAAGGUAGAAGAAGGACACUUAGCAGUAUAUUAUCGCGGUGGAGCACUUCUUCCUAUAACCAGUGAACCUGGAUUCCACAUGAUGUUUCCUCUUCUUACAACAUUCAAAUCUAUUCAGACUACAUUACAAACAGAUGAGGUUACAAAUGUUCCUUGUGGUACUAGUGGAGGAGUUCUAAUUUAUUUUGAAAGGAUUGAAAUAGUCAAUAAGCUGAAUCCUUCUAGUGUUUUAGAUAUUGUUCGCAACUAUACUGCAGAUUAUGAUAAGACACUAAUUUUUAAUAAAAUUCAUCAUGAGUUAAAUCAGUUCUGCAGCUCACAUACAUUGCAUGAGGUUUAUAUUGAUCUGUUUGAUCAGAUAGAUGAAAAUUUAAGAACGGCUCUACAAAAAGACCUGACUGAAAUGGCCCCUGGAUUAACAGUACAAGCUGUAAGAGUUACAAAGCCAAAGAUACCGGAUGUUAUCCGCUUUAAUUAUGAGCUUGUAGAGGCAGAGAAAUCUAAACUUCUAAUUGCAGAGCAACACCAAAAGGUUGUCGAGAAAGAAGCCGAAACUGCCCGUCGUAAAGCCGUAAUUGAAGCAGAGAAAGGUGCUCAGGUUUCUAAAAUUCAGUAUGAGCAGAAGAUUCUGGAAAAGGAAUCACGUCGAACAAUGGAGCUAAUAGAAAAUAGUAUUCAUAAAGAUAAGGAACAAAUCAAGGCCGACGCGGAAUACUAUACUGUGAAAAAGCAAGCUGAAGCAAAUCAGCUCCUUUUGACCAAAGAGUACUUGGAACUGAAGAAAUUGGAAGCAGUAGCUUUGAAUACAAAAGUAUACUUUGGUGCGGAUAUACCUAGCAUGUUCAUGCAAACUAAUAGUGAACCUAAAGCCGCUAUGCCAUAA